Messenger RNA from Micropterus salmoides (largemouth bass), 3058 nucleotides. It is a transcript of the gene gm2a, whose product is annotated as GM2 ganglioside activator. The transcript has 4 exons. Gene Ontology annotation, biological process: ganglioside catabolic process; lipid transport. Bases 147 to 761 code for a protein of 204 amino acids. Gene Ontology annotation, molecular function: enzyme activator activity; lipid carrier activity. Gene Ontology annotation, cellular component: cytoplasmic side of plasma membrane. The record is from RefSeq and is a predicted model, not a curated record. Lineage: Eukaryota; Metazoa; Chordata; Actinopteri; Centrarchiformes; Centrarchidae.
CGGAAGUAGCUGCAGCACCGCAGACGCGGCUGUGGCUUCAGUGUUUCCUCAGUUGUGUUUCGUCUGUCGGUUUAACGGCGCACAUUCGCCGUCGCGGAUCGUGUCUCCUCCGUUUUGUGUCGGUAUCUGCGCUCAGAGGCGACAGGAUGGAUAAAAUGUCAACUCUGACGGUGACUCUGAGCCUGGUUGUAGUUCUUAUAACUCAGGUGAACUGCAGCCCCUCCAAACUGAAGAGAGUCACAAAGGCACAGAUUUUGGGUUUUGACUGGAAAAACUGUGGGAAGCCAGAUGCUCCAGCUGUACUGAAGACUCUGACCGUGUCUCCAGAUCCGAUCUCCAUCCCCGGAGACCUGCGAGCCUCAGCCUCUGGAUCCACAUCUGUAGAGCUGAGCUCUCCCCCUGGCUGUGAGUACACUGAGGCUCUGAAUGUGACCCUGGAGAAGGAGGUGGCAGGUUUCUGGGUGAAGGUCCCCUGUCUGGAGGAGAUGGGCAGUUGUCACUAUCAGGAUGCAUGUGAUAUUCUGAACCAGCUGAUCCCUCCGGGUCAGGACUGUCCUGAACCGCUACACACCUACGGGCUGCCCUGCCACUGCCCCUUCCAAGCUGGCUCGUACUCUCUGCCUCAGUCGGACUUCUACCUGCCCCACAUGGAUCUGCCCUCCUGGCUGACUAACGGUAACUACCGUGUGGAGGGCGUCCUGGGCAGCCAGGACCAAGAGCUGGGCUGCCUCAAAAUCGCUCUCUCCCUUCACUCCAACUAAAGCAACACCACAACCAGUCAGGAGCUUUCAGGUUUUUCUUGACUUGCACAUUAAAAUGAUUGAAAAUUGGGAAACGAUGACAUCAGAUGACGACGAGAAAAUCAAGAUGGAAAAGACGGUUGGUUCUAUUGUAGUCAUCUUUUAGCUUACUACAUUUCUGCUGCACAGGUUUUUCAAUUUGAGAAAAAUUUGGAGAAAAAAACCCCGAAUCUAAAUAAUAGUACAAGAUCUUAACGUCUUCUGUCUCUGUACAGAGACACAAACAUGUUGGUGUUUACUGAAACAUAGAGGUACUUUGUCCGGCAGUGAAGCCUUUCCUUGUUCAUUAAGAUCCAUCAAGCAGCAGUUAUCUCAUUCUUUAUGCACAGAAACUGCUUCACUUUACCUGCUGCAGCCAAGUGAACACGAAACAUUUCCUCUGCUUUGUACGGCUCGGCUUGACUCGAGUGGUACCACAUCCUUUUUUAAAUUUGGUUUUCCACUGCAGCCGUUACCCUCUCAAUGUAGGCACGAUUCUUGAAAGCGUGAAACUGCCAUGACAAACGCAGGAACUCUCGCUGGAUGUACAUAUUUUUAAGUCAUGAUCAACCUACAUUUUCUUCUUUAUUUCAAUUCUUAUAUUUCAGACUGUAUAGUACAAUUUGUUCUACUGUAUGCAACUUGAGUUGCAGGAGUUUUUAGAGUGUAUUAUGAAUUAAUUUAAAAUUUGAAAGAAAAAAAAAACUAGAAUAAGCUAAAGCUCUGUGGGAUCUGAUCCUUUUACCAGCAGCAUGUCGCUCAUUUAUUAGCAAACGUUAGGGAACAGUUUCUCACUGUGUCUAUUAACAGUGAAUGCUGCUGAUGUGUGUGUCUUUUGCACAGGGAAAUGUUGUAAUUUCAUUUUCACACCAGCAACAUUUAAAACCUUUAUUCAUUCUGUGAAAACGGACAGAGAGCAGUUUCAGAUCCACUCUGUUUUACUGUCAGUCUCAGCAGCUCCCAGUUGUGAGCUUGUUUCUGUUGUCCGCAAAGAGCGAGAACAAAGGGGCAGAACUGCUGACAUUCAGGGAAGUGAAAUAAAGGUACGGGAACCUGCUGGACUCAAAAUUCAUAAUGCCAAUCUAAGCUAACCAAACGGAGCUAAAACUAGAUUUAAACUGAUAGAUGUUGCUAAAAAAUAAAACCUAAAUUAAACAGAAAACAGAAACAUUCGAUAGGUCAGAAAACUAAAAAGAAAGAUUCAUUGCGUGAAAGGGAGGAGAGUUGUUCAGAUGUAGAGAUCUGAAGUUUUUUUUCAGUCCGUGCACAAAUGCAGGCACAAAGAAGCCAAAGAGCAAAAAGGAAUGAAAGACUGGCAGCUCUUCAGAAUUGCAGCACGUUCAAUUAAUGUGUGUACUAAUUAAACAUAUUAAAAAGGUAUUUUUACUUUGGGCGGUCAGUUUUCAGUAGAGGGACAGCUUAUCAAGCCCAAAGCCUCGCUGCUGAGCUGCAUUUAGGUCCAUCCUGCUGAUGUCUUUAGAUCACUGAAACAUCUUUUGCUCUCACAUUUUGUUGGAAACAUCUCGACAUCUCUGUUCAUCCACAAUCACACCCAUUGUCUCAGUAUUUCAGAUUAUUGGGCCAAUUAUACUAAUAAACCUAACGAAGCUCCAAACAUCAAAGAAACUUUUAAUUUAAAGUCUGACACAGCUGAUGUCAGACUUUAAAUUAAAAGUUUGUUUAUUUUUGAUCAUUUGGUUGUAAAAAAACAAAUAUAGCAUCUGCUAACAGUUCUGUCUGUUUUUGUGUGAUGAAAUGCUCAUUUCAAAAUGUUUUGAAGUAAUAAUGUCCUGCAAACAUUCUCAUGUGCUUUUUUCCUCGGUGUUACUGACACUGAUUUGUUUAAAAAAAUAUUGAUUGACUUUUUUUGACUUUUAAAAACAUGUUUUAGGUUAUUGAGUAGAAGCUAUGCUGGGAAUUAAAUCACACUCAUGUAGUUCUGAUGGUAGCCAAUGUAUGAGAUGUUAUUUUAGAUUUGAUCUUAUUUGAUUUUGUUUAUUUUAGCUUUUUCUUUUUACUAAGUGCCUGAUUAGCUCUUUAGGAGGAAUUACUGUAUUUUAAGAAACUGCAGUGAAACAAACAGGAGAUGAAAAGAAAUCAUAUUGCACACAUAGAUAACUGAUAUGCGACAGCUGAGUAAACUAUGAUUACAGUUUGACUAAAUGUUUAAUUUGUUUUCUACAGUGUUGGUUAAAAUAAUGACAGAUGAUGAGAUCAGUGUCAUGCUUGUGAUUAUGUCCACACAGUGUACAGUUUAAUAAACUUUAAUACAUUUUGUA